Molecule: messenger RNA, 2142 nt
Organism: Fonticula alba
Lineage: Eukaryota; Rotosphaerida; Fonticulaceae
Exons: 10
Coding region: 84-1856 (590 amino acids)
Biological process (GO): peptidyl-arginine methylation
Cellular component (GO): nucleus
Molecular function (GO): protein-arginine N-methyltransferase activity
Source: RefSeq, a predicted model, not a curated record
CCCCCCUCCACUUCCCUGCCAGUCUCUACCUUCUUUCGCCCCCCCCCUCCUUCCCCUUCCGUCCCAACUCGCACACACAAACCAUGACUGUCCUCCCCACCGACAGCGCGCAUCGCGAGCCGGAGGGUGCCACCACCCCGACGCUUGGCUCGCGCGAGUUCCCCUCGGAUAACGAGGACGAGUGCCCGGAUCUCGAGAGCGCCGAUGCCCCGAUCAGCGCCCCGUCCUCCGCUGGCGCCGGCAGCCCCAGCGAUGAGGAGCUUGGCGAUGAGGCCUCGGACUGGUCCGACUGGGAGGCCGACGAGCAGGAGCUUUCCGCCAUGGCGGUGGCCUGCCUCUUCUGCCCGGCGCGCCUCAGCGAUAUUGAGCUCGCCAACGAGCACAUGGCCACCGAGCACGGCUUCGAUCUGCGGGGCCUGAUCGUGGAGCACAGCCUGGACUUCUACACGGCCUUCCGUCUGGCCAACCUGGCGCGCAAGCACCAGGUCGCCCCGUCGUCGGACCUGCCGCCGAUCGCCGUGGCUUCGGUCCGCGACACCGAGGACCAGAGCCUUCUUCUGCCGGUGGUGGCCGAUGACAUGCUUCUGGUGUUCCUCAGCGAGCUGGUGGACUUCGACGCCAUGGAGGCCGGCGCGGUUGCCUCUCAGCAGGAUGCCAUCCUCGCUUCGGUCAGCCCGGCCGAGUUGCUUGAGCGCCUGACCCUGGCCGAGCGCCGGAACCAGGAGCUCCUGGACAGCCUGGCCUCCUACAAGGAGAUGGCCGAGCGGGCCCUGAAGAAGCAGGACCUGGCCGCGGCCACCCUGACCGGCCCGGGGUCCGAGCAGGAGCAGCAGCAGCUGGCCGACACGCUGUCCCCGCUGGCCCUCGGCCAGCAGGACCGUGACUACUUCGACUCCUAUGGCACCUACGAGAUCCAUGAGGAGAUGCUGCGGGACACCGUUCGCACCGAGUCCUAUCGGUCUUUCAUUGAGGACAAUGCCCACCUCAUCCGCGACAAGAUUGUCCUCGAUGUCGGCUGCGGCACCGGUAUCCUGUCGAUGUUCGCCGCACGCGCGGGUGCCAAGCACGUCUACGCGGUCGAUGCCUCGUCCGGUGUGAUUCCCUUCGCCCGUAGCAACAUCAAGGAGAACGGCUUCGAGGACAAGAUCACCGUCAUCUUCGGCAAGGUUGAGGAGAUCAGCCUCCCAGUUGAGAAGGUGGAUAUCAUUAUCUCCGAGUGGAUGGGCUACUUCCUGCUCUUCGAGUCCAUGUUCGACUCGGUGAUCGCCGCUCGUGACCGCUGGCUUGCUGAUGACGGCCAUGUCCUUCCCUCGCAUGCUCGGAUCUUCCUUUGUGGCGCUGGCCCAUCGGUUUGGGCCGGCCGCCGGGAGUUCUGGUCCGAUGUCUAUGGCUUCAAGAUGCCCGCCAUGUGGAAGCGUAUCUCCAGCCUCCCUAGCGAUCAGGUUCUGCCGGCCGAUUGCAUCGCCACCAAUGAGGUGGUCAUCUUUGACAUGAACGCUCGUACCAUCGGUCUCAAUGAGAUCGAGUUUACCCACCGGUUCUCCCUCACGCCCAAGGUCCCCGGCACCCCCCUGCGCGGCCUGUGCGGCUUCUUUGACAUUGAUUUCUGGUACCGCGACACUGCCGGUGCCCAGCAGGUGUCCUUCUCCACCAGCCCCGAGGCCACGACCACGCACUGGCGCCAGACCUUCCUGCCCUUCUCCCAGGACAUCGUCCUGCCGGAGGGCGUGGCCUCGCUCGACGGGCAGAUUUCCGUCCGCCGGCAUCCGAAGAACCCGCGCGAGCUUCUGGUCACCGUGGACCUGGACCCGAUCGGCGACAUGGCCCCUGCGCAGACCCUUCAGUUUGACUACUAAAUGCACCGCCGCCGGCCGCAUGCCGACAUGUGUGCCCGCACGCGGCCCUCCUCCCCAGGAGGGCCGCGUAGAGGAGGACAAAAAGGCCGAGGGCCCUGCACACCUACCUCGUUCCCUCGGCCAACCUUCCUUUUCAAAGCUCACCAUCCUCUCCCAUUGUUUAAUGCCACCCUGUCCACAACAAAGCACCUUCUCCGUAGACAUCUCUCCUCCGCCGGCCAGGGGGCGAGAGCACGCAUCCACAAAGGAUCAACACACGUUUCCUGGGCAGUCCCCCAGUGCUCGG